Mesocricetus auratus (golden hamster) is the source of this 781-nucleotide messenger RNA. It is a transcript of the gene Ubl4b, whose product is annotated as ubiquitin like 4B. Lineage: Eukaryota; Metazoa; Chordata; Mammalia; Rodentia; Cricetidae. Gene Ontology annotation, molecular function: protein binding. The coding region runs from base 147 to 764 and encodes 205 amino acids. The transcript has a single exon. The record is from RefSeq and is a predicted model, not a curated record.
UGUGCACCAGCUAGUGGCUGCCCAUGUGGGCUGGGCCCUUGCCCUGCUGGGAGCAGUGGCCCUUUCGUGACAGGGUCAUCUAUAGAGCCCUUCACCUUCAGGGCAGCUCUCAGAGCAUGGGUCCCUCCUGAUUUCUCUCUGGCCCAAUGUUCCUCACAGUCAAGCUGCUCUUGGGCCGAAGAUGCAGCCUGAAGGUGUCUGGGAAAGAAAGUGUGGCCACGCUGAAGAAGCUGGUUUCUCAACACCUGCAGGUGCCGGAGGAGCAGCAGCACCUGCUGUUCCGUGGCCAGCUCCUGGCUGAUGACAAACACCUCUCGGACUACAGCAUUGGACCCAAUGCCUCCAUCAAUGUCAUCAUGCGGCCUCCAGAGGAGGCAGCACUAGACAAGACCUACCAACUCCAGCCCCUGUGGCUCCAGCUGGACCAGGUCCUAGGCAAACAUUUUGGGCCCAAGGAUGCCAAGGCAGUGCUGGGGCUGUUGAGGCAAGAGCAUGAGGAGCGCCUGCAGAGGCUGAACUUGGACGCCCUGGAGCAGCUGGUGGGCCAACUCCUGGCAGAGCAGCAGCUUGAAGAGCUGGCAGAGGAAAAGGAGGAACUGGCUGUCACCUCAGAGCUCCAACAAAACGAUGAAGGAGGAGGAGGAGGAGGAGGAGGAGGAGGAGGAGGAGGAGGAGGAGGAGGAGGAGGAGAGAAGUCGGAAGAAGAGGAGAAUGAGGAGGAGGCUGACCAGCAAACUGGCCCGUCCUACUCUUUUGCUCACUAAACUUCUCCUGGACUGAA